AUGGCAAAGACUCAGGCUUACUUUGUGCAGUUUUGGACUCCGGUUCUUCAGUAUUUCAUGGGGCUCUAUCACCGCCUCCAGAAAUGCUGGAGUGUCGUUAAGGGCUUCUGCACUAACAAGGAGGAGGAAUACAUCCCUCCAGCUGAGAGUAUUUUUCAUAAAGAAAAAAUUCUGAUGCUUGGCAAUAUUUUGACAGAUAAUUCUCUAGCCCUUGAACAGAGAGCUCAAGCUGCCUAUAGAAUCGGACUGUUGGCCUUUACAGGAGGACCCACUGCUGGAAAUUUUGCAGCUGAGUACAUGAAAGAAGUAGCUCACUUGUUGCAAAAUUACGAGAUGGUACCAAAAAUAAAGAUCCUGCUGCUCCAGAGUGUCGCAUCUUGGUGUUACUUAAACCCUGUCAACCAGAGAAGAGCCAAACAUUUGCAGUUUAUUCCUAUCCUCAUUAAUCUUUUUGAUGACACAUCUGAGUCUCCUAUGAAAAGUGAAACAAACAGCAGCCUCCUGGUUAAAUUUUGGGGUUGCUAUGUUCUCUCUGUCAUGACAUGCAAUAACUUGCCUUGUAUGCAGGAGCUUAAACACUACAGUUCUCUGAAAUAUCACUUGCAAAUACUGGCCAGUGAGAACUGGUCUGGAUGGCCCGAAAAUUUUGCAGAGGUGCUAUAUUUCCUCAUUGGUUUUCACAGGCAUUAAUUCCUCUAAAUUCAGCUACCUGAUGCCACUGUCUGCACCCCACUGUAUUACCCUGGAAAACUGAAAUAAAUAAGAGCUGAUAACAUGAUUCUUCAGCAUUUUCUUUUAGGUGGUUGAAAAACUGUAUAUUCAACAUUACUGUAAUUAACCGAACUUAUGAAAAGCGCCCCUGUUGAAAUAACCUUAUAAAAAUUGUUUAUAAAAUGAGAAUUCACUUAGCUAUGUAACUGUUAGAAGCAGUGGUGUGUUUUGGGGAGGGUUAUUGACGACAUUUAGCUAAGGCACCCAGGAAUGCCAAACCCAAACCCAACUCACAGCCACAACGGAUGCUAGUGGAUGUAGAUGGAUGCUGUUGAUCUAUAGUGGAUGCUGUCGCCCUACUCAUACGCAUCCUUGCGUUUCAGUGCCAGCCUUCAAGGUGCCACAUCCUUGGCUGAGGCCUUGUUUGGCUUUCAGAUAUGAUCUUACUGCACAUCAGGCUCACCAGGAGUUCAGGGGAACUCUCACUUCCUGGGAGCAGUGCUCACCUC
Capra hircus (goat) is the source of this 1220-nucleotide messenger RNA. RefSeq names its product chromosome 23 C6orf229 homolog (gene ARMH2). The record is from RefSeq and is a predicted model, not a curated record. NCBI's taxonomy places the organism in Eukaryota, Metazoa, Chordata, Mammalia, Artiodactyla, Bovidae. The coding region runs from base 1 to 690 and encodes 229 amino acids. The transcript is spliced from 2 exons.